Messenger RNA from Lactuca sativa (garden lettuce), 762 nucleotides. RefSeq lists its product as uncharacterized. The record is from RefSeq and is a predicted model, not a curated record. NCBI's taxonomy places the organism in Eukaryota, Viridiplantae, Streptophyta, Magnoliopsida, Asterales, Asteraceae.
AUGACCGGAAAGGAUGAUUCCCUUCAGUCAAUCAGUACUGUUCUGGAUGGAAAGAAUUAUAUGUAUUGGAGUAACAUUAUGAAGAACUUCCUUCGUGGGAAGAAUAUGUGGAGCUAUGUCACUUGGACUAAAGCAAAUCCCUUAGUGCCUCAAACUGAGAAUUUUGAUUUGUUGCUUGAUGCUUGGGAGACUGAUAACUCCAAGUUGGCUAAAUAUGACACAACAAAAGAAGUUUGGAAUCACUUGGAGAGACUGCAUACUCAGUCUAACUUUGCUAAACAAUACCAGUUAGAAUAUGAUAUCCAUGCCCUUCAACAGAAUGACCAGAGUAUUCAAGAUUUCUAUGCUGCUAUGUCUGAUCUGUGGGAUCAAUUGGUUCUUACUGAAUCUAAAGAGUUAAAAGAUUUUGAACCUUAUAUUUCUAGGAGGGAAGAACAUCGCUUGGUCCAGUUCUUGAUGGCCUUGCGUUUUGAUUGUAAAGGCCUACGUGGAAUCAUUCUUCAUCUCUCUCCUCUUCCCUCAGUGGAUUUUGUUGUCCGUGAAUUAAUUGUAGAAGAGACUUGUAUCAAGUCUCAUGCGAAUAUAGGAUUUAAAGAAACCUCUAUUCCUCCUCCUGCUCCUGUUGUGCUUGUUGUUUCCUCUAACCAGUCUCGACAAACUUCAAGGGUUACUUGUGACGAGUGUGCAUUAUGCAAACAGAAAAUCUAUUGGAAAGCUCAGUGUCCAUUGUUAGUCAACAAGGGUAAAUCGGGUCAACCUUAG